Molecule: messenger RNA, 2083 nt
Organism: Pogoniulus pusillus (Red-fronted tinkerbird)
Lineage: Eukaryota; Metazoa; Chordata; Aves; Piciformes; Lybiidae
Gene: SERPING1
Product: serpin family G member 1
Biological process (GO): negative regulation of endopeptidase activity
Molecular function (GO): serine-type endopeptidase inhibitor activity
Source: RefSeq, a predicted model, not a curated record
GGAGGCACACAUUCUGCCUGUGCCCAGCCCCCAUGCCCACCCCGGGGGAGCUCUCCAUCCUGGAUGCCCCCUCCAAGGCCAGGAACUACCCCAUCUCCAAGGCUCCAGAGAGAGUACCUGAGGAACUGGGCACCAUGGCCAAUGAGAGCACAGUGGCACUCAGCAGCCUGGGCACUGAUGCCUCAGACAUCAGCAGCCUGGGCACCAGCUCUCCACUGUGCCCAGGAGAUGAAGAGCCAGCCGAGACAUGUGGGGUACCCACAGGGGAGCAGCGGGCAGCCAUGGCUGAAGCACUGGGCACCUUUGCCCUCCACUUCUACCAGCACAUAGCAGAGGCUGCCCAGCCCGAUGCCAACUUGGUCUUCUCUCCCAUCACGGUUGCCAUGGGGCUCUCACACCUGCUGCUGGGUGCACGUGGUGAGACCCGUGAGUGCCUGGGUGCCAUCUUGGCAUACCCACCAGAGCUGGGCUGUGUGCACAGUACUCUGUGGCAGCUUGCCAAUGUGUCUGGCCCCUUCUCUGCUGCUCAGAUCUUCCACCACCCAGAGGUGCACCUCCAGCCGCGCUUCCUCAGUGAGUCCUGGCACUUCUAUGGAGCCCGCCCACGUGCCCUGAGUGGCAAUGAGAGCUUGGACCUGCUGCAGGUCAAUGAAUGGGUGCGUGAGGCCAGCCACGGGCUGCUGCCAGGACUGCUGCCCAGCAUGCCCACCCAGCCCCAGCUGCUGCUGCUCAGCACUGUCCACCUCCACGGUACGGACUGGUGCAUGCCAUUGAAUGCAAAACAGAUAGUUCCAAUGCCCUUCCUGCAGCCUGGACACCUACUGCGCCUGGUGCCCACCAUGACCAGCCUCAAGUACCCAGUGGGCUCUUUCACCAACCCCCACCUGCAGGUCCAGGUGGGGCGCCUAGAGCUGAGCCUGGUGAUGCUGGUGCCGCGGGGGCCCCUGGCAGCUCUGAGCACCCUGGAACGGGCACUGGACCCCCCCACCUUCCUGGAGCUGCUGCGGCAGGCAGUCCGCACCCCCUCCCGGGCCACUGCCCUGGCACUGCCCUGCCUGCGCCUUGGCCACGCCGUCGAUGUGGUGGCAUUGGUCCAUGACAUGGGCUUCGGGCUGUUGCUGGCCGCGGAGCUGCGCGGGCUGGCAUGGGGCCAGGCGCUGACAGCGGGCGCGGCACGGCACCGGGCGCUACUGGAGCUGGACGAGGCCGGCCUGGAGGCAGCGGGUGCCAUGGCCACCUCGGUGGCACGCACAACCCUGGUGCUCGAGGCCCUGAGACCCUUCCUCUUCGUUCCCUGGCAUGAUGACGGCAACAUCCCCCUCUUCAUGGGCCGCCUCAGUGACCCCCGGCCCUGACCCCUGCCCUUGUCCUCCCUCCCUGCCUCCUCUCCUCCCUCCAUCCCGCUCCCUCCUUCCCUACAGCCUUUCCUUCCUCUUUUUCUUGUUGUCUCUUUCCUUCCUCUCUCCCUAACCCAUCCCUCCUUUCCAUGUCCCUUCUUCUCUCCAUUCCUCCAGUCCUUCUUCCCCAAUUCUUACUCCAUUUCCUUCCAACCACUUUCCAGCUCUCAUCCUCCCAUCCAUUCUUUCUUGUCUCUCCCUUCUUUCCUUCCUUCUUUCACCCCUCUCUCCAGCCCUUUCUCCCUGUCCCUGGUCUUGCUUUCUUUCCCUACAUCCUGCUAUGUCUCCAUCCGUUGUCCCUCCCUCCUCCAUUUUCCCCUCCCUCUUCUCUUCCAACCACCCUCCAGCUCUCAUCCGUCUCCUCUCUCUCUCUCCAUCCUCCCCCCACCCCUCUCCCCACUUCCCAUCUCCCUCCUUCCCAUAUCCCUCCCUAGGCCCCUUCCUCUCUCCUGUUCUCCCUCCUUCCCCACCUUCCCUGUCCCUCUCCUGCCCCAGUUUCCCACCAGCUCACCCCCAGUAAAGGCACGGGACCACUCUGCUCCUGCUGUGGCAACGAUGGAGGGCAACCCAGAUUUCGGAGGGCACUAUCAGUGCCAUCCUGCCCAUGCCAGGGUGCUCACAGGAGCUUCACCUGUGUGCCAGGUGUCACCCCAGGCUGAGCCAGAGGGGUGGCAGCAUCAGGGGCA